ACCCAUUUGACAAAUCUUAUCAGCGGCACAAUAACUAUGGAGCUGACAUGGGAAGUGGUUUUCUGCCUGGGCAUUGCGCUAUUAAUCCACAUACUGAUAUUCAUAUUCGUCAUGGCUAAGAGACCAAAGAGCAUUGUCGGUCGUCACGUGGUAAUUACCGGAGGAUCCAAGGGCAUCGGCCUAUGUCUCGCCGUCGAAUGCGCCAUGAAAGGUGCAAAUGUCACAGUAAUUGCCCGCGACGAGAAAAUGCUGCGUGGCGCUAUUGCACUAUUGGAGGUCAUCCGCCAGAGACCGGAACAGAAAUUCCAACAUCGCAGCCUGGACAUUGGCAGCGACUAUGAUCAGGUGGCGCGUGUCCUUGGUGAACUGGAGGAGAGCGUCGGCGAUAUCUAUGCGAUGAUCAAUUGUGCUGGCAUGGCCAUCUGUGGACUGUUCGAGGAAGUCGCCGUUGAGGAUGUGCACAAGCUGAUGAACGUGAACUUCUUUGGCAGUUACAAUUGCACUCGCUAUGUGCUGCCCAAGAUGAAGAAGGCCGGCGAGGGCAUCAUUGUGUUGACCUCUUCCCAGGCGGCCAUUUUUGGCAUUUAUGGCUACGGCCCAUACGCAGCCAGCAAAUACGCCCUGCGUGCCAUGGCCGAAACGAUUGCGAUGGAGUCGCGAUCCCAUGGAGUCUCUGUCACAUUGGCGCUCCCCUGCGACACAAAUACGACCGGAUUCGAAGAAGAGGAGAAGUCGAAGCCGCGGGAAACGAAAAUCAUUUCAGGUGGUGGCGGUCUCAUAGAGCCGGAGGUUAUUGCCAAGGCAAUACUUAAGGAUGCGCUGAAAGGCAAUUUUAUAUCGAUUGUGGGUGCACAGAGCUGGCUGAUUACCAUGCUGGGUGGUGCUCUGAUGCCCUGGGAUGGUUUCUUUACGAAUCUGUUGCAUGCCACAAUCAUUGGACCAGUUCGUCUUUUGGGAUAUGGACUGCACAAGCAUUUCAAUGGAAUCAUACGCAAAUGUGCUCGAGAGGAUCGUGCUCUCAAGGCAUCGAAAUCUGAUGAUAUUAAAGUGGAGCAGUAGCAAUAAUGACAUCCAUGAUCUGCUGCUCUGGACGUAUCCAAUUUGUGCCCUAAACUGAGGCCUUUGCAUACUUAUUGACUUGCAUUUAGUAUUCAUUGUAAGUAGCAAAAUUCAAUUGCUAUUAAUGUUAUCAUCUAUUCCGAAAAUGUAAACCAAAUUUAUAUUGCUUGUAUUACGUUUAUUUCAUUUCCAUUUAAUUGUUAUAUAAAUGUUUAACUUUAUAUUUUUUAUAUGCACAAUAAAUGUAUUGUCUGCUUUGUGA
Messenger RNA from Drosophila grimshawi, 1321 nucleotides. RefSeq names its product 3-ketodihydrosphingosine reductase (gene Kdsr). Gene Ontology annotation, cellular component: endoplasmic reticulum membrane. The transcript has 3 exons. Bases 37 to 1059 code for a protein of 340 amino acids. Lineage: Eukaryota; Metazoa; Arthropoda; Insecta; Diptera; Drosophilidae. Gene Ontology annotation, biological process: sphingolipid biosynthetic process. Gene Ontology annotation, molecular function: 3-dehydrosphinganine reductase activity. The record is from RefSeq and is a predicted model, not a curated record.